AUGGGGCGGGCGAGAGAGAGCAUAAUUUGGAGCAAGAAUGAUGUACCAACGAGAACGAGUUGGUCGGAGGAGGGGUCCGUCUGCUCGGAAGUUGAAGCCAGCGUGGAAGAGGAAGAGGCUCCACCGACAUGGACGUUCCGUCUCGGCUUGGCUCACCAAUCUGACAAGUCGGGGUCUCCCUGA
Molecule: messenger RNA, 183 nt
Organism: Chaetomium globosum CBS 148.51
Lineage: Eukaryota; Fungi; Ascomycota; Sordariomycetes; Sordariales; Chaetomiaceae
Exons: 2
Coding region: 1-183 (60 amino acids)
Source: RefSeq, a predicted model, not a curated record